This is a messenger RNA of Lacerta agilis (Sand lizard), 1790 nucleotides long. It is a transcript of the gene CHLSN, whose product is annotated as chromosome 13 C7orf50 homolog. The record is from RefSeq and is a predicted model, not a curated record. Bases 123 to 734 code for a protein of 203 amino acids. Lineage: Eukaryota; Metazoa; Chordata; Lepidosauria; Squamata; Lacertidae. The transcript is spliced from 5 exons.
AGCGAGCGCGUGGCCUCCGGGCACCCAAUGGGAGCGCCGGGGCGGUCUGAGGCGCUGGGUUGAAACGUGCGCGAGGAAGCGCGUGAGCGGCCGCAGCUGAGGAGGCGGGCUUGAGAGUGAGAAUGGCAAAAAAAAGAAAAGCUGCAGACAUGAAGACAGAAAAGAAAAAGGAAGAAAUGAAGCAUCACUUGGCAGAAAAGAAAAAGAAAAAAAUGAAGCAUCUCGUAUCAGAAAAGGAGCAACAGGUCGAUGAACCUAAGUUGAAAAAACAGAAUCUGGAGGAAAAGAAACCAGAGGAGGAUAAAGAUGAAGAACUUUCUCCAGAGGAAAAGAGGACGUUGGAAAGAAAGCUGAAGAAAGAGCGCAAGAAGGAAGAAAAGAGAUUAAUGCGAGAAAAAGGGAUCAUAGUUAAGAAAGCAGAAUCUAAGAAACCGUCACGGUCAGAGUUGGCACUAGACUAUUUAACUAGCUGGUCUGAAAGUCCCAAAGAAUGGAAGUUUCAGAAGACAAGGCAAACUUGGCUUCUUUUACACAUGUAUGAAAAAGAUAAGGUCCCUGAUGAAUAUUUUUCCAUUUUGCUGCGGUACCUUGAAGGACUCCAAGGCAGUGCGCGAGACGUAACUGUGCAGAAAGCAGAAGCUGUCAUGAAGGAAUAUGACAAUUCUGAAAGAGAAGAUUCAAGCCAGCUGGAGAAAUGUGAGCGGAUCCGAAAAGUUCUACAGUUGUUAUCAUGAAAUCAUCAUCCUAUCAAGCCUUCCCACACCCAUAUAUCUGCAUUUUAUUAUAGGACCAGAGCUGAAUAUACCGGUAGUUCCUAGCCUUUAAACAGAUCUGUGAAAUUCAAACUCUCUUUCAAAAGCAGUAUUUCCCCCCAUCUUUGUCCUCUCUCUUUUUAAGCAAAUUUCUUCCAGUAUUGCAAAGGUGAUGAAAAAUAAUUGAUUCGUAUUAAAACAGCAGCAGCAACAAGACUUUGACUCCUACUGGUAUUUUUCUGCUCUUCUUUUAGGAACUAUUUCCUUUAGCUUUUUCAUACAUAAUUAUUAUUAAGGGUUUUGCAUCUGUUAGUGGCAAUUCCCUCCAUAAUAAUGGUUUUAAACCCAACUGAAAUGAUUAACUUCCAUUGAAGCAGCUUGAGGCGUCUUUUGUCUGUUAACUGCUGGUUUCAUUACUCAACUUGUAGUCAAAGUUGAAAGUCUGGAAGCUGUUGGCUUAUGUUGGUCUUCCUUUAUUUUUCUUGAAAGUUUUGUUUUAUUUUAAUCAGCAACCACAAAAUAGUGCUGAAAUGCACACAACUGUAAGAACAGCAAUUAUGAGAAGUUUACAGUAAAGUAGACAAAAUAUCAUUACAAUUGCAAAGUACAUUUCAGCAAGGCUCACAAAGAACCAUAAAGCACAAAAGUAACUGUAAUAUAUUGAAGAAUGCUCCAAGCAUUAUUUUAAGCUGACAGCAGACAGGUUUCCAGAUAAGGUCCUGUUUUGAAGAUCUUCCUCAGAUGAUAGAUAUCACCUCAAAAACAUUUCAAGGCCCUGAUUGCAGUUUUCAACUGGGAGGACUUCAGGAAUAUUUUUUCUCCAAGAUGUUAUUCGAAGAGGAUAAUACCACUUCAAUGGUGCAAAAUUCUGGCAGAUUUUUAUUUUAGUUACCGACAUGCUAAUGUGAGAUAACAAAAUCCUGGACUCUUUCGUGUGUUAUGAUCAAUAAAAGGAUACAUUGUUGCCAUUUUGGUGCAUACCUGGCCUUCAUACUGCCCUUGUGUGAUUGUGUUCCUGAUGAGUAAAUCUUGCAUUCA